UGAAUAUCAUAAUGCGAACAAAGUGUACAAAUACUUUAUGUUUGCUAAUAGCGCAUAUCUGAAAAUCGUAAAUUAUCGGUAAUGUUGUGCGUGACACUAAAAUGGUCAUGGGAUCCUAAAACCAUAAACCGAGGAAUGGAUGCAUCGUUCCUAUAUAAAUAGUAUAUAUUCACAUAAAUGUACAUAGACAUCACGAUUAUCCUAUUUUGUUAUAAAACAAUAUUAUUUUCAUUAAAGGAUUAUGUAGUGGGUUGCUUUCGUGUUGUUGCUAUACUCACGGUAUUCACCGCGAAAACUGCUACGUAGACGAAAACAGAUCGUGAGAGAUUGUCAGGAAGCGUGCUUGAAAAGAAAAAAAAUUACGAUAACUGAAAAUGAAAUAUUUGCGGUAAAUAUCACAUAACUGAUCGUUCGAUCAGCACGGAAAUAUGAAAGUAUUAAUUCUGUAUUUAGUAAGAAAAUAUAUCUGAAAAAAUGGAAGAAAGUUCGGUAUUAUGGAUGCUUUCCUUAGUGAUGCUAAUUGGUUCCUGUAUUUCUGGAUCGUUGCCUUUAGUAAUGAAUCUGUCCGAGAUGCUACAAAGAACUCUCCAUGAUCAUGAACGUCAUGAACCUUUAAUCUUUCUAGGAAAAGUUACAACUGAUUUCGAUACUCGGUGCUGGACUUCUUGUUGGCACUGCCUUAGCUGUGAUAAUACCUGAAGGUAUAAGAGCGUUGUUUACUGGUGGGAGCAACACUGAUCAAGAAUUUCAAAAUGAUCCUCACUCCUUAAUAGGCAUUAGUUUAAUACUUGGUUUUGUAUUUAUGCUUCUGGUUGAUCAGUGCUCAGCUAGAAGGAGUGGAGGAAGAGAAAGAAGUGUAACUGCUACAUUGGGUCUUGUAGUUCAUGCAGCAGCUGAUGGAGUAGCAUUAGGAGCUGCUGCAACUACAUCACAAGCUGAUGUAGAAUUAAUAGUCUUUUUAGCAAUAAUGUUGCAUAAGGCUCCAGCUGCAUUUGGUCUUGUUUCAUUUUUACUUCAUGAAGGAGUAGACAGAAAAAGAAUAAGUAGACAUCUAUUAGUAUUUUCUCUGGCUGCACCUUGCCUUGCACUUUUAACAUAUUUUGGUAUUGGAAAGGAAGGAAAAGAAACUCUUAGUAACGUUAACGCAACUGGUUUAGCAAUGUUAUUUAGUGCAGGUACAUUCCUAUAUGUUGCAACUGUGCAUGUUCUGCCAGAAUUAAUGACAAGAAAUAGCAAUUACUCUCAUCUGCCAACUGCUGAUAACGUGACGGUGUCUUCUCCUGGGCUAAAAGUUAAAGAAAUAUUAGUUUUAGUAGUGGGUUCAUUGUUGCCUUCAUUAAUUACAACUGGUCAUCAUCAUUGACAAGCUACGGUGCAAGAAAAUGCAUUAUGUUCUCAUUGUGUAUAAUACAAAGUACGUUCCCUAUUAAAGGGUAUAAUUUUUUAAUAAACUUCAUGAUUUUUAUUUCAAUCAUGAGGACGUAUAUAGGAGGUCGUCUGUUUGGACAUCUUUUCUAGAAAUAAUUAAGUGAUAUAUUUCUAUGUAUUGUACAUAACUGUAGAAAAGCAUAUCAUAUAAUUAUACACUUGUAUAAAUUUGGAAAAUAGAUGUAUAGGAUACAAAUACCAUGUACAAUAACAAAUAUUUGGACGAAUUUCUAAUUUACAGCAAGUUUACAUAAAUAUUAUUUAUUGGUAAAUGAAAUUAUUUGAUAUGAAAAUAACUCAAACGUUUUUACUUUUAUAUUACUUUGUGUUAUUAUCGUUAUAAUUUAGUCUUUUUUACAUAUCCAAAAGGCAUUCGAAAACAUUAAAACCUUUUAUAAGUUCUCCCAGAAAAAAAAGGAAUACGGAAAAAGUACCAAAAUUUUAUAGAUAAUGAUCUGUAUAAAUACACGAAAUUAAUUUUAUUAAUUACGUAACGUUCAUUAAAAAUAAGUAUUCCUUUAUAAAUAUAUAAUAAAAGCAAUAAAAAUUAUACUUUACGUAUAUCAUAUUUUUGUAUAUGAAUCUCCUUCAACUAAACAGAAUAGUUUAUGGCUAUUCGUAUAAAACUCGAUAAUUUUUUUAUUGAUAAAAGGCAGCGAAAAUUGAUGUCG
Molecule: messenger RNA, 2099 nt
Organism: Nomia melanderi (Alkali bee)
Lineage: Eukaryota; Metazoa; Arthropoda; Insecta; Hymenoptera; Halictidae
Source: RefSeq, a predicted model, not a curated record